AUUUCCGACAGACUUCAGUAGGCCGGAGCCGCAGCUACAGGCAACAUAAAAAAACGGGAAAGAAAAAAAAAUCCCAGAUUAACAAAUUUCGUCCCUAAGAAUCCUCAUCCAUCCUUUUAGGUUUUAACCGCAGGUGGAAAUAUUUCUGGACAUCUGAUCUGAACUGAAGACGAUACGUUGAUUCGAAACAGACGGUACAAAGGAAGAGGUGCAGAGAAAAACUUUCAUACUCGAUGACAUUUCAUCGCAAUGUCAGAUCGUUUGGGGCAAAUAACCAAGUCCAAGGAUGGGAAAAGCAAGUAUUCCUCGCUCAACCUAUUUGACAAGUACAAGGGAAAGUCAAUAGAAACUCAGAAAUCCACAGUUGUUGCUCGACAUGGCUUACAGAGUCUUGGUAAAGUGGCCGCUGCCCGGCGCAUGCCCCCGCCUGCUCACCUGCCGAGCCUGAAGUCCGAGAACAGAGGAAACGAUCCAAACGUGAUUAUCGUGCCCAAAGACGGAACAGGAUGGGCGAACAAGCAGGAACAACCCGAUCAAAAGAGUUCCGUUGUGUUGACAGCACAGCCGCCGGAGCCGCAGCAGCCGCUGCCUUUGCAGAAAUCCGUCUCCAAUCUUCAGAAGCCUACAGCGGCAGCCAGUCAGGAGAGCACAAGCACCGGUGGACCAAAGCAAUGGGCACAACUAAAUGGAAAGGCACUAGAUCAAGAUGGUUUAAGGGUCUCAAACCGACUGCAGCCCUUCUCUCACGAGGAAUUUCCGACGCUGAAAGCAGCAGGAGAACAGGACAAGGUUGGCAAGGAAAAAAUCGUCUUCGAUCCGUCGUAUGGGCCAGGACCAAGCCUCCGCCCUCAGAAUGUGACAAGUUGGAGGGAGGGUGGAGGGAGGUAUCUUCAGCCCCCAUCUCUGUCCUCAGCCCUCUCCUCCGAUCCAGAGGGCAAAACCAGUGCCUCUCCUGAGGCUACCAGUCCUCUUCCUCCUCCAUCCUCAUCUUCCACCUCCACAGCUUCCUCUUCUGCCAACGCGGCCAGCACGGCUUCAUCUGACUCGAAGGACCCUUCCGUUCGACUGGCUCCACCCACUCGCCGACCAACCCCUGUGCUGCAGUAUCAGCUCCAUCACUCCUCCACCACCACCUAUCACGACAUGCUGCCUGCUUUUAUGUGUUCCAAGGAGACUCCCGAUGGUCCGGGUUCUACCGAGCACAGCUCUGCUGCCGCCGCCGUUGUUGCCCCUAUGCGCUUUGAUGCUCGUCCCACAUUUAGGCCUCCUUACCCUGCUCCUGAUCCAGUCAACGGAGACGUGAGGAGAGAGAGCCGUUUUGCUCGGGUCCCACCUCGUCCCUCUCCCCGGCCAAUUCGGCGUCCUGGCGAACGGCCUUCCCGUCCUGCCAUCAUCAACCCAGAUGAUCUGAAAGACCUGGAUGACCUGGAUAAUGACUGUGAGGACGGAUGGGCAGGUCUUCACGAGGAGGUGGAUUACAGCGAGAAGCUCAAAUUCAGUGAUGAUGAAGAGGAUCACUUACCCAGUGAGAAGAGCAAGAUCUGGUUUGUUAUCAGGGGAGAGUGGGAAUCUCGUCGUGACCGACCGUCAUCCAUGAGCUCCGACGAUCAGGAGGACAUGUACCAUCACCAGCAGGAUCCUUUGCCUUCCAGAAAAUCCAACAGCAGAUACGGCUCUGCCGACCUGCAGCAGAAGAGCAGCGGUGUGAGCGAGUCUCUGGAGGAACAGGAUGAGCCUCAGCGCUCUGCUCCCCUUCCUCCUCGGGGAAAAUUCGUCUCUCCAGACGUCUCCGAGGCUGUGGAAAGGGCACGUCGGAGGCGUGAGGAGGAGGAGAGGCGUGCACGAGAGGAAAGGCUGGCUGCCUGCGCUGAAAAACUAAAGAAACUGGACGAGAAAUUCGGCAAAAUCGAGAGACCAGCACACAGUGGAGAUGUUCACGGAGCAGAAAAUAAGGAGCUGUUGCUGUCACCUGGGAGAGAGACAGGCAAAGCUCAUCAGGAAGCCUGGCAGCAUGGAAAUAAAGACGUUUCCGAGCAGAAAUUCGACUCGCUCCACAGCCAGGAUUAUAGAGACGAUUUCAGCUACAGGAGUGAGGACGAUGGUCCCGACUACACCCAACGGCACCAGAAAGCCGUUCCCCCACGCUUCCAAAAGCAGCAGCAGCAGGAUCAGCUGUAUAAGAUGCAGCAGUGGCAGCAGGCCGGGUCCGGUCCAGCUCAGAGAGGGUAUUAUCCCCCUCAUGUGCUUGGCUUUGACCCCCGCUGGAUGAUGAUGCCCCCUUACAUGGACCCACGAAUGACCCAGGGACGCUCAACAGUCGAUUAUUAUACUCCUAACGUCCACUCCUCGGGUGUAGGGAAGUCUGCCAUGCAGCAGGACCGCCUCAACAGCCCUGGGUCUGCCUCAGACGAGGGCGGCCACUCCAGCGUACACCAAGAGAAGAAGGCACAAUCUGACACGUACUCAGUUUGGAGCCAAGAUGGGUAUCCACCUGUGCGCAGUUUCACCCCCCCUUACCAGAGACAGCACGAGAGCGCUGAGCGCAGUCAGGCAGACGACCGGAGCGAGCGGUCGUGCUCUCAGCAGGACUCGUAUGAGGAGAGAGGGAUAGAACCUGCUGAAAGCCCUUCAGAAAAUCUCGUCCAUCAGGGCUACCGCCCAAGCAGAGGGUCUGAUAUAUCUCUUAGUUCGCAGCGAGACGAAGACGCGUCUCAGCCAGGACACAGUGAGUACUCGAAAACCGAGCAUCAGAAAGAUGUUUCCUCAAACCGGCACCAGAGAGAUCCGGAUUCUCGUGACGACGCGUGUGAGUGCAAGGAGAAGAGUUUUGAUUCCGGUUUCUGGAGGAAAGACGACACUAUUAAGAAAGAUAAAGAUGCCGUGCAGUGGUCCGAUCCAGGGUCCAGCAGUAGCAGUGGGGUCAGCCAACCGUCCGAACCUAUCGGCAGAACCUUCAGAAGAACUGGUCCUAUCAAGAAACCAGUGCUCAAGGCCCUGAAGGUGGAGGACAAGGAGAACGAGAAGCCCAAAUCUGAACCAGAAGAGAAGCCUGUUCCUUACAGACUCGAGAAGGAAGUCCUUACCAACGUCUAUGACCUGAAAAAGGACAACCAGCCUUCAAUUAGCAGGCACCCGGCUCCUCCUGUGGCCUCUCACGAGGAAAAACAACCUUCUCGUCCAAAAGUCGAGAAAUCCAGCAACCCGAAUGAAGAACCCAACAAGGAGAAUGGCUGGGAUGGCAGUAAUUCCCAGGUGAAGGAGAACCCUGAAAGCAGAGAGCCUCCAGUGCCUCGUCGCAAUAACUGGAUCUUUAUAGAUGAAGAACAGGCUUUUGCUGGAGCCAGAGGAGCAGGGCGAGGCAGAGGCAGAGGAUUUAGGGAGUUCAACUCGCGUGGCGGAGGCCGAGGAGGGCGUAGUGAAAACAACAGGGGCAUGUACAACACCGGAAAUAUCCAGCGAACAGGCCGGGGUCGGGGGUCAAGGGAUUUUGUCAAAACUGAAGAUUUGCAAAGAGGCAAACCACGAAGAAGGAACGUGAGCGAGACUCUGAGCGAGACCUCUGAAUACGAAGAGCUGCCCAAGCGGCGCCGCCAGAAGAAUGGAGAGAAUGGAGAGGCUGCUUAUUCCUCUUCUGGAGACACUAAAAGGGCAGACCGUGAUUCCUGGCGAUCCAACAAGGUUUACAAUAACGAUCAGAGCAUUAGCGGAGAAGCGAGGGAAAAACCCAAGACGAGAAGUUUCGGACGGUCGCUUCCUCCACGCUUGAACACUGGAUAUAACCGUGGGUUUGGAUAUAAAGAUUUUACCACUUGGAGGGGAAGAGGGAGCCAGUUUGGAAGCGGAUCCAUUCAGGAGAACGGCUACGCCUUUACAAGCGGCGGCGACUCUAGAAAAUCAGCAGAUUGCGAUCUGAAAUACCCUCCGAAGUUUGCUUCGUCUUUCGAGAACGGCACUGAAGAUCGGGAAGGAGACUACCACGUUGAUAACGAAAAUUCAGACAACCGGCCACUGAGAAGGCGACGCCCUCCUCGACAAGACAAACCUCCGAGGUUUAGACGUCUACGCCAGGAACGAGAAACCGGAGGGCAGUGGAACAGUGAGGAGUACGUCAAUGGGGAUUUUAUUAAUCCUUGGUCCGGUCGAUCCAAACCCGGAGAGGACCAUUGGCCUGGUCAGUAUUCUGGAAAUAGGCAGCAUGAUUUCACGCCUCAGGGUGAGGACUGGGAGACUGGAUCGGAAAACAGUGACUUGAACGACUGGAGAGAGAAGCGUGGCGACGCACCUGUAGAAGUGGGCCAUGGAGAGCCAGGCUCUGAGAAACGAGAGCUCUCCAAGAGAAGUUUCUCCAGCCAGCGCCCUCUGGUGGAUCGACAGAAUCGUAAGAGCGAUAUUUUGGAGAGCUCGAAAAUGCCCCGGUCCACAGACGCUCCUUCAAGCGGCGGGUCGUCUAACCGAAACGACGGAUGGCAGAACGGAAUGACGGCCAACUGUAGACGGAGUCCCGAGGACACGGGCGUGAACGCAGGGUCGGUGUACGGUGUAGAGCAGACAGAAGACAGCCUUUCCAUCAGCAACACCGAAGCUUCAGGGAAGAAGCUGGAGAAAGACCUAAAGCCGAGGAGCAUGAAGGGAGACUUGUCUGAGCCUCUUUCACAAUACGACCUCAACAGCUACCCAAUUGAAAGCGAUUCUAGAGUCUCCGUUCCAAGUCCUGACGGAUUCCAAGACGCACUCGCCAAAAAACAGCGGCGCCCGCAGGAGGACGAGCGAAGGAGAAAGGAACAAGGAGCACCGGUAAUGGUGAAGAACAGAGCGAUCGCUUCAAAAAUGCCUCCUCGUUUCGCAAAGAAACAAAGUGCCAUCUCGAUCGAACAGCCCGAGGAAACCCUCUCGAGCAAUAACCUUGGCACUGAGAUCUGGGAGACCAACAGCUCGGCACUUACAGUUCAGUCGUCUGGUGGAGACUCGUGGACAAAGCAGGUUUCGUACGCUGGGAGUGAACCAAACUCUGAGGAUUCAGACGCAGGGCCAGAGCAGAGCAAAGAGCACAAACCUGGGCCCAUCGGAAACGAGCGCUCUCUGAAGAACCGCAAGGGUUCUGAGGGUGUGGAGCGUCUGGAAGGCCCGAUCACUCCCGUUAACGGAGUGGACAUCCACGUCGAAAACGUCAUCCCCGUCCCACCCAUCGAAUUCGGAGUCAGCCCCAAGGACUCGGACUUCAGCCUCCCUCCAGGAUCGGCACCGGUGGUCGUGUCCAACCCUGUCACCAAGCUGCAGGAUGCUCUCGCCAGUAACGCGGGCCUUGCUCAGGGCAUUCCUAUGCUGCGCAGAGAUCACCUGCAGCCUGGCAUCAACCUCAACACCAUUUCCUUCCCUACCACCGACCUCACUCUAAAGAUGGAGUCUGCACGUAAAGCCUGGGAGAACUCACAGUCCCUCCCUGAGCAGGGUUCUCCAGGUGGUGCCGGUUCAGUCACUCAACCCCCCUGCAGCUCGUCCAGCGCGGUCAGCUACAGCUCUUUCGGAGGCGUCUCCAUGCCUCCUAUGCCCGUGGCCUCUGUCGCUCCCUCCGUCUCCAUGCAAGGUCAGAUUUAUUCUGGUAAUCACAUCCCACCUCUGUACCUGGACGGCCACAUGUUUCAAAGCCAGCCUCGUUUAGUGCCGCCGACAAUGACUCAGCAGCAAAGCUACCAACAGGCUGCAGCCGCUCAGCAGAUCCCCAUCUCCAUUCACACAUCUCUGCAGGCUCAGGCUCAGCUCGGACUCCGUGGCGGUCUGCCUGUUUCUCAGUCCCAAGAGAUGUUCAACUCUAUCCCUACUUUCAGGUCACAGGUGUACAUGCAGCCCAGCCUGUCCCACCCAAGUGCGAUGGUGCUUUCUGGAGCAGCCCAACUCAAAGGGCCGUACUCGGCGUUCCCCGGCAUGCAGCCUUCCGAGAUGGUGAAGCAACAAUCUGGCUCACACUUCCAGCCCAUUAACGGCAGCCAGGCGCUGGUUUACGACAGCACCAUCAACCAGGCUGCAGGAAUGGGCACGUCUCAGCUCAUGGACUCGCAGCUCAUUCAGGUGACGAUGCCUUUACCCGGCUCUCAGCUGCGUUACGGUUCGGCCCAGCAGCACCUGAUCCUCCCGCAGUCCAUCCAGCUUCAGCAGGGACAGAACCUGUCUGUCGGCGCCCCACGUCGCAUCAUCCCCCCCGCGUCCCAGCCACCGGUCAUCGCUGCCAGCCGAGAGCCAUCUCAGCUGGAGAUGAAAGGCUUUCAAUUCCCUGACAAAGCCAGCCACUCACCUGGGAUACCUGGUGGUCCGUACAGGCCAGGUUCAGCCAGCCCCAGUGGGAAGCCGUCAGUCCCCGGUGUCCCUCCAAACGUCGGCCCGCUCCCAGGCCAUUACACUCAACAGGUGCCCCCUCCCCAGGGCAAUAUGGUCAUGCACAUGCGCACCCCUACCAGUGGGCCUUACCCAAACCCUAUACAGAGACCUGUAAUGCAGGUAAACAAGGCUGUAAUUAUGCGCUCUACCCCUUACACGAGCCCAGGUCGCGAUCCUACCCACUGCACCCCCCCUACCAACCCGGAGCCCCCAAAUAAGGGUGCAGAGGAGGGCACGAAGGUGAGCCACCCACUGUACAAAAAAAAUAUAGGUCCUCCGUGAGGCUCGGCAGGUCGUAUCCGAUCUGAAGGCGUCCUCUUCGUCAUCGGUGAUUCCUGGAAAACUGCAAGAGGCCACUGUAGUUGGACCGGGAAAGCCGAACCGCACCGGAGCCAUUAAACCUCAGAACAUUAAAGUGGAGGAGAGCAAGGCUUGAUUAUAAAGCUGAUACCUUCUCCACUUCAUGAUACAGAGGCUCUGAAAUAGAACCAAGGACCCUCUUUCUUUCUCUCUUUCUCGUGCACUCUCUCUCUCUCUCUCUCAUUAGUUUGUCAUUCGUCCGUCAUCCGUCACUGGACCACCACAGACUGAAUCACAGGAGCACCAGAAUGGGACACUUCCUGCAUAAGCACCGGAUAGAGAGAUAUUGAAAUAUAUCUAUAUAUAUAAAAAUGUACACUAUAUAUAUAUAUAUAUAUAUAUAAAAAUUUUAAAUAUAUAUAUAUAUAUAUAUAUAUAUAUAUAUAUAUAUAUAUAUAUAUAUAUAUAUAAAAUAAAAAUAUAUACAUAUAGACAUGAUAGCUUGGGACUCUUCUAAGCUGACUCUCUUCAAGAUCCUUGUUAUUUAUUUUCCAUUUCAAGAAGAACGAUGAUUUAAAAAAGAAAAAAGGAGAAAAAUCCUCAUGGUGAGUUGUUUCGUCACCCCGCCCCAUUUGCCAAAAUUGCCCCAGCAGCAGGGUCGGGCUGUAGGUUUUCAGCAGCAUGAUUGAGAAUGGAUGAACAUGUCAUGUUUAAGAACUGCAGUGUCAUUUUUACUGAAAACCAUGAAAUUUUAUUUCUUUUUAUUAUAUAUAAAAUCUUAAUUCAGCGCCUAUUUGCUCUGUUAUGAAAGGGCACAUUUUACUGAAAUAAAACAGUCACACCCCAUAAUUUGAAGAUUUUUGUUCUAGAUAACAACUUUAACUUUCUUUGCAUUCUUUUCCCCAAUUCAAAUGUAAUCUUUGACUAUUUUUGUUUUUUAAGCACCGUGUCAGCAUUUAAAAGAAUAUAAGCACGUAUGUGUGAAGUUCAUUAUGUAAUUUUUGAGCUGUUUGAAAGUGUGUGUGUAAACUUAGGGCACUUCAGAGUUAAAUGGUGCUUUAUUUUUCUUGUGUAGUAUCUGAUCUGUUGCUGUAAAGACAGUAGGAAUUGGUUGUUUUUUUUUUUUUAUCAUUGAUGAGAAGUGCAAGAGGUUAUAUAUAUAUAUAUAUAUAUAAACAUAAACCGCCCUCUGCCUCCUUCCUCAUGAAUCACUACAUUAAGUGUCCAGAUUUUUUUUAGUUUAAAAACGUCAAAGCCUGUAAUUAAAAUUAACAAACCAGACCUAAGGUAUGAAAAUACUGGAAGAUCAGUUAUUAAAUGCCCCCCUGAAAUUAAGUGGUUGUUAAAGGUUUGUUUAAACCUCUUCAACUUUACCAUGCAGUUUGUUACCCAUCAAAAUAAUUGUGUUCUGCAUAUGAUGGUCAUGUGUGGCCCAGCCUUAAUAGAUAGUAAACAGGAAAGGUGUCGGUUUUUAACGCAUUGUCUAAGGGAUUUAAUGGGUUCCAUGAGCAACACAGCUUCUUUUUCCUUUAUUUGUUUUGUUUAAAAGGUGUGUUGGUGAGGAUAUUAGCUGAGCAUCUCAUUUCACAACCACAUGGAAAAUUUUAAAAGGUGCUUUUGGCUGUCAAAAAAAUACAAAAAAAAAAUACAUGAACUUUGUGCCGGUGUAAAUAAAGAGGUGCCUCCUGCCUGCUGUGGAACAUGAGGAACGCUUUAAAGACUAUUCCUGUUCUGCAAACGGGACGUUGUUUGUUUUUUCUCCUCCACCUCCUGUUUGAGAAUGGGAUGUGAUCAGCGUACGUCAGACCUGCAUCGUUAUCUGUACAGGCUCACGUGUUUUCUCUGUAAACUCCAGCGUUUCUUUUUCCUUUUGCUUAUUUAAGUUCUGUUGUCUGGGCUGCUCCACAGGUUCAGCAGCCUUUUCUCCUUACAUGUUGUUUAUCCUCUGCUUUCAGAGCUGUAAAACAUAAUUGCUCCUUUUUUCUCUUGUAUAAUGAUCUCAUUGAGAAGGGAAAAAUGAAAUAAAGCAAAGUGCUUUUUCAAUGA
Tachysurus fulvidraco (yellow catfish) is the source of this 8718-nucleotide messenger RNA. It is a transcript of the gene prrc2b, whose product is annotated as proline-rich coiled-coil 2B. Gene Ontology annotation, biological process: cell differentiation. NCBI's taxonomy places the organism in Eukaryota, Metazoa, Chordata, Actinopteri, Siluriformes, Bagridae. The record is from RefSeq and is a predicted model, not a curated record. The transcript is spliced from 31 exons. Bases 250 to 6654 code for a protein of 2134 amino acids.